CGGGUAGCGAAGUGAAGCGGGGGGUAUCUUUUGUAUUUCUUCUUCAAUGUCCUACCACAUUCUGUGCUCUGUGCUAUAUACAAUCCUCCUCGCUGAUCUCGGUCCUCGUCAACUCGAACUAGGAAGCGCUGAACCUCCUGACAACUGGGAGGGAGAGAAAAGAAUCAUUCGGCUUUCCUGAGCAUCUCACCUCGCUGGACGAAGUGUAGCAUUUCCCACACACAGACGAAAAAUAUGGCUACAGCAACCGAGCACGAGUUCCCUCUUGCGACAGAGAACCACUUCGAAGACGGGGGCGGUGCCAACCAUGGCGUCGACAGCGAAGCUGGUGCCUCGGGAAGUAGCCCAGGAGCCGUGAACUUGUCCGAAGACGCAAUUAUUGCCAUCAUCGUCGUGGUGUCCGUUUUCGCCGUGUUAGGAAUCGGUAUGGCCGUGCUGUUCUACGUUGCCAAGAAACGCGAGUGGAAGAUCCGCGAAAAUAUCCGGAAAUCGGCGCGUAAAGUCGUCAUCGCCAUGACCCCGCGCAGGAGCGAGUUCCCCAAAGAGCUCAAAGACUCCAUGCCAAAAAGCAAACGCGGACACCGGAAGCUCUCGGAUGAUGUUCCGCCCACGCCUCGACUCGGGCCGGAGGAUCUCGAGAAGGGUAUCCCAGCGGAGGUAAGGGGCAAGAAGACGAAGAAAUGGGGGAGGACAUAGAGGGAAUUUGUGUGGGGAUUCGAGCUCUGAAUGGAUAGUGCAGUCGAGAUGCUUUGGGAGGGUUCAAGGAUGGCUUUUAUUGCCUUUGUCGAGCGGACAGCAGAGUGAGAAAGCGGCCGCAGGGCGGCGAAAUGGUGCAUGUCCAUCGAAGCGUGGGGCCAACCUGGUUGUUGGCCCAAAAAAGAGGCGUGGUCGGUGACGCCAGCCGGAUCACGUCGCUUCGUUGUAUAACAGACCUUGCGAUAUCUGCCGUUGAUAUCUUACCGCAUUUUCCUAAAUGUAUUUGUGGACGCGCUCCGUCUGGGUCCUGAUCUCUUCUCCUGUGGCUGUUCGUCCUUCGGUUGUGACCAUUCAGACUUCUUUUUCCUUCUCUCCGGGACGAAGGUGAUCUGAUGCUCGCCCACCACGUCACCUCGAGCUUUGG
Sodiomyces alkalinus F11 is the source of this 1120-nucleotide messenger RNA. RefSeq lists its product as hypothetical. Bases 235 to 696 code for a protein of 153 amino acids. The record is from RefSeq and is a predicted model, not a curated record. Lineage: Eukaryota; Fungi; Ascomycota; Sordariomycetes; Glomerellales; Plectosphaerellaceae. The transcript is spliced from 2 exons.